This is a messenger RNA of Mercenaria mercenaria, 1014 nucleotides long. RefSeq lists its product as uncharacterized. The coding region runs from base 230 to 754 and encodes 174 amino acids. NCBI's taxonomy places the organism in Eukaryota, Metazoa, Mollusca, Bivalvia, Venerida, Veneridae. The transcript is spliced from 5 exons. The record is from RefSeq and is a predicted model, not a curated record.
CCAUGUUACUAGAUCGUAAUUUCAAUCUCAGCCAUAGGUAGCUAUAAUGAACAAUAUAUUAUAUCAAACUUAGUUUAACACAUUUAAAAUCGGCUCCUUACUUCAUUGAAUUGUGUUAUCCUGAAAGUAGAACAUUUUAUUUUUAUGCCUGUCUAUUGAAUAGAACGUAAACAACAAAAUAAUAAAGGAAUAUUUGUGGUAGUUGUGGUCGAAAUUGAAGACAACAGACAUGGGUACACCUCCUAGGGACAAAAAUCAAAUGCCUGGGUAUAUGGUGGUGUGGUUCUACGUUACAGCCGUCAUUUGUACGAUAGAUGCUAGUUUUAUAGUGUUCAGACCACGAACCUUGCCCGGUGGAGACCUCAGCAAAUUCUUCAGUUUUUACCAGUAUUACAUUUACACGGACCAGAGGUACAAUGACGUCGGAGAUUCUUACGUUUUUACACAAAGUUUAAUGAAUUAUGUCGAAGUCGUCCUCAAUAUCAUCACCCUUAUAUGUCACUACAGAAAGAUGAAAGACACAAGACUCCUUGCCUUUACCGUAUCUGUGAUGACAUUUUGGAAAACGGUGCUUUAUAUUCUUAUGUUCUAUGAACUUGCGGGCGGCAAAGAUUACAGAGUCGGGAAUUCACUUGUGGAGGAAAUAUUUAUUGUUUUAUUUCCAAACGGAGUAUGGAUUGUUUUACCAUUGAUAUGUAUGGUGGAUUUAUGGAGAGGAUUUCUAAAGACAGAGACAAAAACAAAACUGAGAUAGGUUUUAUGUCAUUAGGAAUUAAACGAAGGAUGUGUUUUCACGGUCCAUCGGCUUUGACUUGUAUUUCAAUUAUAAUUGUUUUAAAUGGAGGUCUGCUAAGUCAACAUUAUACACUGCUUUGUUUCACACAGAUAAUCCUAUUCAAAGACUAAUGCAACCUGGAAUUGAUUUUGAAAAUAGUUCAUUAUCUUACGAUAUACGGACGUGGUCUGUCCGUAUCACUUUCACUGUCCUUGCAGAUUAAAGGGAUUUGUCUUGAA